CGGCUUUCUCUCACCACAAGCCUCGGAUGUUAUUAGCGUCUCACAACUGCUAAAGCAGCGAAUUCUUGUUUAUUAAUUUUCAUACUCUCUCAUGGAGGAUAUUAGUAGCAGAAAGCGAGUCAGGGAUGAAUCGGACGAGCCGGAAAUUGACUCACCCGAGGUUAAACGACUCAGGGAUGAUUUAUUAGGUGUGCUUGACGAAUCAGAUCCCGACCCGGCCAUCCAGGACCUGGAUUCGUUCAUGAAGAGUUUUGAAGAAGAAAUAUCCGCUUCGUCCCCAUCGCCGGUCCCCGUCGUGGAUCUAACUUCAAAUUUCGGCGAGUCUCGGACGGAUCUCGGGUAUCUUCUAGAAGCUUCUGACGACGAGCUUGGUUUGCCUCCCACGAAUACUUCGAGCGACGAAUUUAAGAAUGAAGUGAUUGAGUUGGUACGAGUCUCGUCUGACUCCUCAGGAAUCGAUGAUUUCUGGGGGUUCGAUGAUCAGAUACCGAGUUACGACUCGUUUGUUUAUGGAGCCGGUGAAAAUAUUGACCAGGAGUACGUGGCGCUUGACGGGUUGUUCGAUCAUUCAGAUGUUUUCUAUCCGUCGGAUUACACGGAAUUCUCGUGACGGAAGUCCCUGAAAUACCGUAGACUAGAAAGGGAAGUCCCUGUUUUGGUGGACGGAACGUGGUAUAUUUUAAAUUUGGCUUAUUUAUUUAUAAUUUUAAAAAUAUAUACCUUUAGGAUUUUAGAACGAAAUGUAAAAGAUGGCUUUAGUAACAAAAUGGUUUUAAUCUUAUGAGUUAUGAUGGAAAGAAAAGAAGAAAAAGUGGUACUAUUCUUCCUAUUGUGGCAAUGGUGAGAAUUAUUUUGCGUUGUGAAUUA
Molecule: messenger RNA, 867 nt
Organism: Tripterygium wilfordii
Lineage: Eukaryota; Viridiplantae; Streptophyta; Magnoliopsida; Celastrales; Celastraceae
Exons: 1
Coding region: 92-610 (172 amino acids)
Source: RefSeq, a predicted model, not a curated record